Molecule: messenger RNA, 3598 nt
Organism: Nematostella vectensis (starlet sea anemone)
Lineage: Eukaryota; Metazoa; Cnidaria; Anthozoa; Actiniaria; Edwardsiidae
Product: armadillo repeat-containing protein 5
Exons: 4
Coding region: 126-3290 (1054 amino acids)
Biological process (GO): anatomical structure morphogenesis
Cellular component (GO): cytosol
Molecular function (GO): protein binding
Source: RefSeq, a predicted model, not a curated record
AAUGGUUUGAAACUCUUUUAGACUUUCGCGCUUCUAGGAUAUGCGGGAGCCCUGUGGAAUCUGAGUCACCAAUGCGCAGCACUAAUUAAAUCUCGUUCUUUUCUGCGCAUUUCGAACUUUCCAAUAUGGCUUCUUCCGACCAAAAUAUAGAACUUUUUAUAAAAAAUUUGGACAGUUCUACCCAUUCAACAGUGAAGAAAGCUUUAUUUUCCAUUACUAAGUUAACUAAACGUCAUAACUUAGUCAGUACAUUUAUAGAAAAUGGAGGUUUAAGAAAAAUUAUCAGGUUUCUUCAAACGACCAACUCGACAAUUGUUGACAUGUCGAUGAGCGCUGUUGCAAACUGUUGCAUGUUUGAUGAAAGCAGGAAAGAGGUGCGGAACAUAGAUGGAAUUAAACCAAUAGUCACUGUCUUGAAGAACUUGACAUCCACCAGUAUCCUUAAUAGGACAGCAAGAGCCUUAGCAAAUCUGGCAGAAGACGAAAAGAAUGCAAUCGUUAUUGAGGAACUUGGAGCUAUCGAGGAACUCACCAAACUUUUAACUGAUGCUUCUGACACAGAAUGUCAGGAAUCAGUGCUAAGGGCACUUCUCAAAAUAUGCACAACUCCAGAGAGAAAGAAGAUUGUCUACAAUACUGGAGGAGUUCAAACAAUGGUCAAACUUCUGAAAUCUGACAAAGAGAGCUUAAAACAUUGCUGCAUAAGGACUAUUUGCGAGUUCACAAAGUUUUGCUCCAAGGAAGUUGCACAAGCAGUUCAAGAGUAUGACGGAAUUAAACACAUAGUUGCACUCUCAAAGAGUGACAAACCGGUCAUACAACGUGCAGCUGUGCUGAGUAUUGCAAACCUGUCUGCUCAUGCACAAGUUAGAGUGUGCAUAGGGACUGAAGGAGGGAUCCAGGAACUAUUUCAGCUGGCAAAGCUAGAUGAGCCAGCCCAUAUCAAGGUCAAGAUGUUGGAGGGGCUUUGUUAUUGCUGCCGAGAGGCUGUGAAUAGGAACAAAGUGUUUGAGUGCGGAGCUCUAGAGCUGCUUAUGCAGCAGCUGCUAUCUUCACAGCAUCAUGUACUGCAUCGCAAAAUCAUAGCGGCAUUCUGUUGCUUUUACUACAACGAUCAUUGUCUGGAGUUUCUUCUCAAUGCCGGCAUCAUACCAGCUCUAGUUACACACUUGAACAAGAUAAUUUCUCACUGCAGGAGCACUGAUGAUCAUGGUGAUCACUCGGAACAUGAUUUUGUUUAUAAUCAUGCUGACUUCUCAUCUGAUUUUUCUAGCCCACCAAGUGCAAUCUUGGCUAUUGACACUUCUGGAGAUAUCUCAUUGAAUGAGUCAUUUCUUGAGGAGGCAGAGAAUCUCGCACUUCAAGUAAGAGACUCAACUGAUAGUAAUCGUUUGCUGACUUUCAAAAGAAAGCCAAGAACAAAGUCACAGAGUAGCACAUCACCAACUUCGGCUAAAGCCAUUGGCUUGUCACCAGGCAUGUUCAGCUUUUGUGAACUUGGGAGCUGCAGAGUAAUUGAAUCCGUCAGGAGCUCACUAACGAGUGUCAAUACCAGGACAACUGCAUUACAAUCAGCUCCCGUGGGCCUAGUGUGUUCUUCUGUUGUUGACAAUAGAGCUAAAAGUCAAGAAAUCUAUGAUGUAAGUUUUCAGUCUUCCACUUGUAUAUCAUUGAUUGAUGAAGAUCAUGUAAAUGUCACCACUCCAAUGGAAAUGGCUGAAGAGAAAGACUCACCAAGUGGUGCUAUUGUACAAAGUGCUUCAAAAUCCUCUGGGUUCACUGAAAGACUCCAGGAACAAAUGGGAUCCCCUGUCAAAGGCUUUGAACCUCCAUCACCUGCCACACCCAGAAAACACACCACACAAGAUGGCACCCAACAGAACCAUGGACCUGGCCACACUGCCUUAGGCUUACUGUCUCGCUUCUCUCAAAUGAAUGAUCAAACUAGUGUCUUUUCGCUGCUCACUAAACCAUGCAUUAAAUGUUUGCUUGAUUAUGUUAGCUUUGUAUCCAAACCAAGCCCAAAGUGUGCAAGACUUCUCUCACGGCUCACACGGGACCCCCAAUGUUUCGAAUUGCUGGUAACAAUGGGAAUACCAAGUGAUAUUCAUCAACAGUUAUUAUUGGGCUAUGUUGAUCCUCUUCAUCCUGAUAUAGAACCGUUUCAUGAUGAUGAUGCCGAGUCCCAAGAUGCAACAGGCUCUUCUCAAACUUCUCUGUGCAAAUCAGUGGGGCUUCAGUUGUUAGAGAACUUGUCUUCUUUGGCCCAGGUUCCAUAUGGCAAGGGGAUCCUGAUGCAUUUGCUGUCCAAAGGGUCUGGGACAGAUUGGCAAAAUUGUGUCCUCAGUCUGCCCUAUCUUUGCAGAUCAAAGUCUCUACAGCAGCAGGUUCUGUUAAACAGACAAGGACUGCAGAUGCUGGUCUCCCUCCUGCAGGACCCUCCAAGCAACAGAGUGUUUGUUGCUGCCAUUUACUCCUUGCUUGAACUCUGUUCACUUACUGAGCUGUCAAUAAAUGUUCCUGAUACGCACCCCUGUGAGCCAAAAGUUGAACUUGACUGUACUUUUACACUUAGCACUGAAACAAGGAAGAGAAAGCAUGUGUUUAAAAGUGGAGAUAGAACAGCAAAAAAAAGAAAGCUAGAAGAUAAUGAUCAUGAGAAGAUUAGCACACAGGUAAAAUGUCAUCAAGCAGAACACAAUUCUGACAGUGACUUUGAUGUUAAGUUUGAGUUGGAUAGCGGUCAUGUUAUUCCAGCACACAGAAAAGUCCUCCGUCAAGCCUCAGACAUGUUCUCAGCAAUGCUCUCCUCUUGUUACAAGGAAGGCACUCUAGAAGUUAUUCCCCUACAAGAUGUCACCAUGACAACACUGAAAUGUGUCAUUCACUAUGCAUAUGGUUGUCACUUACCUUGCGACGAGCGCUCAACUAUCUGUCCUGAACUCAAGAAUAUCUUCAGCUCUGUUAGUAACCCCGAAUCAAAAUUUGAGUUCCUUUUUGAGCUCUUAGCACUUGCUGAUAGGUUUCUGAUGUCAGAGCUCAAGGCCAACUGCGAGGAGCACCUUCAGCCACUUGUGACAGCCAGGAAUUGUUUGGCAACCUGUUAUUAUGGUCUUCACUAUCAUUCCUCUUCUUUGUGUAAUUUUGGGAUGCGUUACUUGCUAAGCCAAGUGUCUUGGCCACAGGGGCAGUGCCAGAUGCUCCAAGAACUGCUUCGCUCCAAAGAAAAGCAGAGACUGGUGGAAACAAUCUACCGUCUUUUGCUACAGCAGUUGAGGAGUGUUUGCUAGAAGUCACAAUAAACUAGACAGUUGUCUUGGAGAAAAGCAAUAAAGUGGAUUGGAAUAAAGUUGUAUUUUUUUGAGCGGGAAACAGCUACUUACCAAGGAUUUCAAAGGGAGUUCACAGUCAUUUAGAAAAAAAAGAUAUUGCAUUAUAGUCCAAAGAUAGGUGUGUACACGCCCUAUAUAAAGUGGGUUUGUUUAUUGAACAUCUUUGCCUUGGAAUGGGAAACAAUUUGCUUCUGCUUAAACAACCAAAUAAAAAUCUUAUAUGUAAAUUCCUUUUUUUAAAAUUUAUCAUAAAAAUAUAGCCCUUA